Molecule: messenger RNA, 1579 nt
Organism: Coniophora puteana RWD-64-598 SS2
Lineage: Eukaryota; Fungi; Basidiomycota; Agaricomycetes; Boletales; Coniophoraceae
Product: cytochrome P450
Exons: 11
Coding region: 1-1506 (501 amino acids)
Molecular function (GO): heme binding; iron ion binding; oxidoreductase activity, acting on paired donors, with incorporation or reduction of molecular oxygen
Source: RefSeq, a predicted model, not a curated record
AUGACUGCCAGCACGACCUCACUUGCGCUCGCGACGGGCGUUGUUUUCGCGCUUGCGGUUCGAGCGUUGCUCGGCCGCAAAAAUCGAGACAGGGCUCAGGCUCUCCCUCCUGGCCCGCCCGGGCUCCCGUUCUUGGGCAACCUGCUUCAGUUGGACGCGAAGGAGCCCUGGCUUGCGUUCACACAGUGGAAAGAGAUUUAUGGCGACAUCGUCUAUUGCAAGCUGCUGGGACAAGGCAUUGUUGUCUUGAAUUCGCACGAGACCGCCGUAGAACUGCUGGAUAAGCGCUCAGCCAACUACUCUGACAGGAUGUGGGGGUCGUCGAUGCUUCAAUCCUAUCAGCUUGACGAUAUGAUUGUGUUCUUGCCUCACGAUGACAAAUGGCGCGCCCACCGGCGUCUCCUGCACCAAGGUCUCCGCCAGGAUGCCGUCAAAAUGUAUUACCCGGGCCAGCUGCAAGGCGCGGUCGAUCUCGUAGAAAAUAUACGGAGCUCCCCGGAAGCGUAUUAUACUCACAUACGCAGAUUCACGGCGUCUGUUAUAUUGCGGGCAGUGUACGACCAUCAAUUGGACGGCGACGAUGACGCCGUGCUACGCACGUUAGAAGAGGGUAUCGACUUGAUGAACAGGAAUGUCGUGCCUGUCAGCGCAAUACUUUCUACAUUGCUCCCUGUAUUGAGGUAUAUACCGAGCUGGGCUCCAGGCGGCUGGCGAAAUGCAGCUCAACUUCGUCACAUGAUUCGUGAGAUGCUGGACAUGCCCUUCGCUUCGCUGGAGCAGAGGCUGGCUUCCGGUGAAGCGGGCGAUUGCUUCGGCGCUAAUGCGCUGGAGAGAUUCAGGAACACAGAUAAAGUGAAAGACUUUGAGACGAUCGUGAAAGACGCCUGUGGCUUCCUAUAUCUCGCUGGAAGCUGGGGAGGAAACACUUCAUCGCUAUCUGUAUUCAUACUUGCCAUGGUCCUCUAUCCAGAGAUCCAGAAGCGUGCGCAAGAUGAGAUCGAUAUAGUCGUUGGGACGGACCGUCUUCCCGAUUUUACCGACAGACCGUCGCUUCCGUACCUUGAAGCGCUAUACCGCGAGACGUUGAGAUGGAGACCAGUUGUGCCUCCAGGUGUGCCCCAUGUAUCAACAAACGAUGAUAUCUUUCAGGGUCAUUACAUCCCUAAAGGCGGGUCAUUGAAAUCUGACCACGAGGCCAUGUCCCAAAACCCGGAAAAUUACCCAGAUCCGUCGGCGUUCAAACCCGAACGUUUCUUUGACCAAGAUGGAAACCUGAACGACGAUACUGUUGACUACGCCUUCGGGUUUGGGCGACGUAUUUGCCCGGGGAGACAUGUCGCAAGCGGGUCCAUCUGGGCGGCGAUGGCGAAUAUCUUAGCAUCUUUCAGGAUUGAGCCAGCGAAGGAUGCUGCUGGAAAUACGGUGAAGAUUGAGGACAUUGGGUGGAGCUGUGCUGCUACAGUGUGCCCCAAGCCGUUCCCUUGCAGCAUCGUUUCCAGGAAGUGAAGGAAGUUUCUAGUAUCCUCGAACCUUAGUAGGGCGGUAGAGGUUUAACCCAAAUCUUGGCCUACGAUCUACC